AUGGCGAAUACUCAAGUUCCUGAAGUUCUUUGGGCCCAGCGCUCCUCCAGCACUGAUGCGGCUAAAAACAUCGUCUUUCUCUCCUUUACGGUCCCAGACGUUCCCAAAUCUUCAGCCAAGGUUAAUCUCACUCCCACGACUGUCUCUUUCACCGGGCAUUCUUCGACCAAGAAUAUAGACUUCAAGGUUGAUUUGGAGCUGUAUGGUGAGAUUGAUGUUGAGAACUCAAAAACGCACCAUUCGCCCCGCGGAGUCGAUAUGGUGCUACGCAAGAAAGAGAUGAAAGAAGAGUUCUGGCCACGUUUGCUCAAGGAAAGCAAAAAAGUUCACUUCGUAAAGACUGAUUUCGACAAGUGGGUUGAUGAAGAUGAGCAAGAUGAAGCGCCUGAAGAAGACUUCAGCAUGCCCGGUGGCUUUGGUGGUGACGGCGGACUCGGUGGUAUUGACUUCUCCAAAUUGGGCGGUGGAGAUAUCUCCGGCUUGGCGGCCGAUGCCGCUGGAGAUGCGGAGUCGGAGGAUGAUGAAAUGCCUGAACUGGAAGACGAAAACAAAGACUCUUCCAAACCCAAGAUUGAGGAACUCUCAUAA
Molecule: messenger RNA, 588 nt
Organism: Uncinocarpus reesii 1704
Lineage: Eukaryota; Fungi; Ascomycota; Eurotiomycetes; Onygenales; Onygenaceae
Exons: 4
Coding region: 1-588 (195 amino acids)
Biological process (GO): chaperone-mediated protein complex assembly; protein folding
Cellular component (GO): nucleus; cytosol
Molecular function (GO): Hsp90 protein binding; protein-folding chaperone binding
Source: RefSeq, a predicted model, not a curated record